CCUUUUCCUUUUUGUCGCCCGCGAAACCGUCGUCGACUUGCGCGCUCGGGACUUUCUCGGAAUUAAGCAUUUCCACAAAUAGGUAAGUCGUCGAAAACGGUCUCAGCAAUCGCGUUGCGUUAAUCGGCAGCGAAGAGACAACAAUCACCAGAAGCAGCAGCAGCAGCAGCAACAAUGGCCCUUAGCCGAAUCUAUGCAUCAAAAUUGGCCUGUGCCAAUAAGAAUGCCCUGCCGGUAAUCGCUACCUUCGUGCGCAAUGCCUCCGACAGCACAGACCUGAAGGGCGUCCUGUCGGAAAAGAUUCCGAAGGAGCAGGAGCGCAUCAAGAACUUCCGCAAGCAGCACGGCAACACCAAAGUUGGCGAGGUCACCGUCGACAUGAUGUAUGGUGGUAUGCGUGGCAUCAAGGGUCUGGUGUGUGAAACUUCCGUGCUCGACCCGGAGGAGGGCAUCCGCUUCCGCGGUUUGUCCAUCCCCGAGUGCCAGCAGGUGCUGCCGAAGGCACCAGGUGGUCAGGAACCGCUGCCCGAAGGUCUGUUCUGGCUGCUGAUCACUGGUGACGUGCCGUCGAAGGCUCAGGUCGAUGCGCUGUCCCGUGAGUGGGCCAACCGUGCUGCGCUGCCAUCGCACGUUGUCACCAUGCUCAACAACAUGCCCACCUCGCUUCACCCAAUGUCGCAGCUGAGCUGCGCCGUGACCGCCCUUAACCAUGAGAGCAAGUUCGCGAAAGCGUACUCGGACGGUGUGCACAAGAGCAAGUACUGGGAGUACGUGUACGAGGACAGCAUGGACCUGAUCGCGAAGCUGCCGGUGAUUGCGGCCACCAUCUACCGCAACACGUACCGCGACGGUAAGGGUAUCGGUGCGAUCGACCCGAAGAAGGAUUGGUCGGCCAACUUUACCAAGAUGCUGGGCUACGAGGACGAGAAGUUCACCGAGCUGAUGCGCCUGUACCUGACGAUCCACAGCGACCACGAGGGUGGCAACGUGUCGGCGCACACGGUCCAUCUGGUCGGUUCGGCACUGAGCGACCCGUACCUGUCGUUUGCUGCUGGUAUGAACGGUCUCGCCGGACCGCUGCACGGUUUGGCCAACCAGGAGGUGCUGGUGUGGCUGCAGAAGCUGCGCAAGGAGCUGGGCGACAAUGCCAGCGAGGACAAGGUGAAGGAGUUCAUCUGGAAGACGCUGAAGUCGGGCCAGGUUGUGCCCGGCUACGGUCACGCUGUGCUGCGCAAGACCGAUCCCCGCUACACCUGCCAGCGCGAGUUCGCCCUCAAGCACCUGCCAAACGAUCCGCUGUUCGGGCUGGUCUCGAACAUCUACAAGGUCGUGCCCCCAAUCCUGACCGAGCUGGGCAAGGUGAAGAACCCGUGGCCGAACGUAGACGCUCACUCGGGCGUGCUGCUGCAGUACUACGGUCUGAAGGAGAUGAACUACUACACCGUGCUGUUCGGUGUAUCGCGUGCCCUCGGUGUGCUGGCGUCGCUGGUGUGGGACCGUGCCCUGGGUCUGCCAAUCGAGCGCCCCAAGUCGAUGUCCACCGAUGGACUGAUCAAGGCCACCUCCAAGUAAAGGGAAGGCGGGCAAGCGGCUCCCUUUAAUAAACCUUAAACACACACUUAAAUCACACACAACGCGCAUCCUUUGCAACUCUAAGCAUAAGUUUUCAUCGAAAUGAGUAAUUUAAACACACAAACACACACACACACACACACACACACACACCGACAAAGUAAAUCGAAAUGCGAAGUCGCAACCAAGCAAGCCACCAACUCCCGAAGAACCAACAUCAGGCAGAGCCGAACACAAGGGAGGGAAACCGGGAUAGAAUUCUAUUCGAUAUUAAGGCCAUCGCCGCCGGGAAACGUUAGAGUCGUCCGUCUCCCCGAGGAGGAGAAACAGCUAGGAGCGAUAUAGAAGUGCAACCAAAAACUACCAAACUCUGCGAUUAGUAAAUGAGUUAAAAACUAUAAUACAACACUAGCUUUUAGAGUGAUAAUAGAAUACAAAUCCCCUUUAUCCCUUCCGCGGUGUGCGGAUGUUGUUUGGCGAGAGAGACCUCCUCUACCCAUCGUGCGCUUUAAACCAAGUAAGGACAACGACGGCUAGAAACAGGUGUGUCGGAGCGACAGGAAAACGACAACUUAAAACAAAGAAAUAUGUAAUAAUAAUACCUUUAUCCUCUCUCGUAGAGAGUGUCGCAAAAGUAAACAAAAAAAAAAACAUCAAGAACAAUCUACUUACGAUCGAGUCGUGUCGUGUUGGGACAGCGAAAUACGCAGAAAGAAUUCGAUUUACUCAACAUUUCUUCCCCCGGUUGCGGUAGGAAGCGUCUAAAGCGAGCAAGAUGUGGUGAGGGGGAUCGUCUUGGCAUGUGAUGGGCUCGAUGAAAAUGAUACAGAGGCGAGUUUUUCCACACGCCCCUUUAGCCGGAAGCAAGGAACGGUUAGCAUUUGGUUGGUAGAGAAAAGCUGCAGGUAUACAAGAUCGAUUUAAUAUUUAAAUUGGUAGCUUAACUAGCGCGUGUGUUUGCUCGUAGAGUAGCGUCCGACAUGGCAUCCAAAAAAACCUCCCGCUUGGUGGAUGUGGUUUAGAGGUUCCAGCGGUGUUCCUUUCGUUUUGUUCGAUUGAGUUGAACGUACAUUAAUUUGCUGUAAGUGAGUGAGUGUGUGUGCAGUGGGCCGUCUAGCAACUUAAUUAGUUUAGAAUGAUCGUUUUGAUGUGGUGAUUGCUCCUUGGUGGGCAGCAGCCAGCCUCGCUUUGUUCCGUUACAUAAUUUGAAUGAUCUUUUUCACACGUUAACGUGCAUGCAGAUUUAAGUCAAGUUUCGGGAGGGAAAGCAAGGAAAGCACAUGCAUACUCUCUUAGCUUGGGCGGAUGCAAUCGUUCUCAUGAACGAUGCCGUGGUAUUUCGCGGUACCGCAACAUAUGCCGACCCAAUAAUUAAUAUUUAUUGCUUUGCUGAGAACGUAUGGCAUGUGUGCAUGGGUGAACGGUACGGAAGCGCCUAAUUGCCUUGCGUGCGCGUGUUGUGGACCAACAAGGACACAAUUUGCGCUCCUACUCUUUUUCUCCCCAACCUUGGCUUGCUUUCAGUUUGAUGAUUUCGGAUGUGAGUUAGAGGAUGAGUUUGUUUUUGGUUGAAGUAAAUAAAUGCGACAAAUUAAUAUCAAACA
Molecule: messenger RNA, 3176 nt
Organism: Anopheles stephensi (Asian malaria mosquito)
Lineage: Eukaryota; Metazoa; Arthropoda; Insecta; Diptera; Culicidae
Gene: kdn
Product: probable citrate synthase 2, mitochondrial
Exons: 5
Coding region: 175-1572 (465 amino acids)
Biological process (GO): tricarboxylic acid cycle; citrate metabolic process; carbohydrate metabolic process
Cellular component (GO): mitochondrial matrix
Source: RefSeq, a predicted model, not a curated record